Spinacia oleracea (spinach) is the source of this 2833-nucleotide messenger RNA. RefSeq names its product VIN3-like protein 2. The record is from RefSeq and is a predicted model, not a curated record. Gene Ontology annotation, molecular function: protein binding. Bases 547 to 2595 code for a protein of 682 amino acids. NCBI's taxonomy places the organism in Eukaryota, Viridiplantae, Streptophyta, Magnoliopsida, Caryophyllales, Amaranthaceae. The transcript has 4 exons. Gene Ontology annotation, biological process: vernalization response; epigenetic regulation of gene expression.
CAGAAAAAUAUAAGUAGAUAAACAACGUUGAAAAUUUUGCUGGUUUCUGUGUAGCAACAAUAUCAAUAUGAUGAAAAAAAGAAGAUGACAUGCAGCCGCUUUUAUUUGGAGGCAACCACUCUCCUCCCUUUUCUCUCUUCGCACCCCAUUCUCUUUCUCUCUCCUCCUCUCACCUUCUUCUUCUCCCUCUGAAUUCCAUUUUUACAAAUUCCAAAUUUCCAGAAAUUUCUCCUUUUUUGUAUUUUCCCCAAAAAUCCCAUGAUUAAAUUAACAUUUUUUGCUUAUGGGGAAUCCAUUUUUAGGAGCUUUCUUUCUAUUUUCUGGUGUUAAAUUUGUAUCUCUAAUCUUUCUUUUUUAAUGUGAGUUUUUUUGGGUGGUGGGUGGGUGUUAUAAAGAUUUGAUUUUUAAGUCAUUUUCUUAUUGGACUGUCAUUUUUUUUUAAUAUAUAAAGACGUAAGAUUAGAUCCCUGUUCAUAUAAAGGAAAUUAAUAAAUGUUGGUUUGGUGAGGUGACCUGCUACCUUGCUUUUGAUUGCAAACUGUUAUUAUGGAUUCUUCAGCUUUUGAUGGGGCCGUGUUUGAUCCUGUGAAAUGCAGUAAGUUGAGUAUGGAGGAGAGAAGAGAAAUUGUGUACGAAUUAGCUAAGUGGUCACAUGGUGCUGCUGAAAUGCUGCAAUCUUGGAGUCGCCAAGAUAUUUUGCAAAUCUUGUGCUCAGAGAUGGGUAAGGAGAGAAAGUACACUGGUUUGACAAAGUUAAAGAUUGUAGAGCACCUCCUUAAAGUAGUUUCUGAAAAGAAUUCAGUAAACCACGACAAUGAAGUUCGAGGACAACAGUCUUCACCUCCGAUUACCCAAAAGGUUUCAAAGAAGCCAAGGAAACCUGAAAAUCCAUCUCAUCUUCUUGUAUCUGCUACCAAUAUCUCAUCAUGCAACAGUGACAGUGAUUUAGUCACUGCCACAUAUUGCAAAAACUCUGCUUGCAAGGCUAGCUUGAACAAGGAGGACGUUUUUUGCAAGAGAUGCACGUGCUGUAUCUGUCAGAAGUAUGAUGAUAACAAGGAUCCUAGCUUAUGGCUGACAUGUAGCACAGAGCCUCCUUUUGUUGGAGAUUCAUGUAACAUGUCAUGUCAUCUGGAAUGUGCUAUUAAACACGACAGGUCUGGCAUUGCUAGAAAUGGGUUUGUUUCUCAAUUGGAUGGGAGUUUUUACUGCAUUUCCUGUGGGAAAAUGAAUGAUUUGAUGAGCUGUUGGAGGAAACAAUUAAUAAUUGCGAAGGACACUAGACGGGUGGACAUAUUAUGUUAUCGUAUCUCCCUGAGCCAGAAGCUAUUGGCCGGAACAAAGAAAUACCUUAAGGCUUGUGAUAUUGUUGAUGAUGCCAUAAAACUACUUGCAGCAGAAGUAGGUGCCUUAACUGGUGUUCCUGUUAAGAUGGGUAGAGGAAUUGUUAACCGACUAUCGUCUGGUCAAGAAGUUCAAAGACUAUGUGCUUCUGCCCUUGAGUUGUUUGAAUCAACGUAUCAUCAAACGCCAUUGCACUUAGGCAAUAACGUAGCAGUUUCAAGAACAAUUGCUCCAAGUAUCAUCAGAGUUGAAUCCAUUAAUGCAACAGCAGUCACUGUGAUCUUGGGCCCUGAUAAUUCUUCUUUAUCUGAGAAGAAUGUGGGUUAUACAUUGUGGCAUCGUAAGGUUGGUGACCGGAAAAAACCAGAACAGCCGACCUGUACAUUGUUUCCUCCACAAACAAGGUUCAUAGUCUCCGGUCUUUCCCCAGCAACAGAGUAUAUUUUUAAGGCUAUUUCCUUUGACAACACCAAAGAGUUGAGCUCAUCUGAAGUCCGACUAACCACAAACAUUUCUACACUGGAAAGAAGUCAGAGCCCAACAACAAACUGCAGCACUCUUUCUAAUCCAUCUUCUGUGGAAGAUGAAACAAAUAACAACGCACCCUGCAGUAAUUUGAAUGAGAACAACAAAGCAGAGAACUAUUUUAACUGCAGUAAUGAUCAAAACCCUUCUUGUGCAUCAGAUGAGGAGAAUAAUGCAACAGGGAAAGACUCUUCUGAUCUAUCUGAUACUGUCAAAGUUGAAAUUAAACACUCUUCAGAUGGUAUUGGAUCAAAGGAUACCAAGAAGACCAAUACACCUUGUGUGAGGCCAGAAACUAGCUUGCCGAUAACUCCUAGCAGGCAAGAAAGCUCAAAAGAGGGCACUGUGAAAACGGGACCCCCGAAAUCCCGUAACAAGGAUCAAGAUAGCAGAUUGGAUAAGAAAAGAAAGGCGGAGAGAGAAAACGGGGAAUGUGUUGGAGACGGGAGUAACUCUUCCGGGAGUAACAUAGAGUACUACAUUAAGAUGAUUCGUUGGCUGGAAUGCGAAGGACAUAUUGAUAAAAGUUUCAGGCAGAAGUUUUUAACUUGGUACAGUAUUAGGGCUACUCCACAGGAAACUAGGAUUGUUAAGGCCUUUGUUGAUACCCUCAUUGAUGACCCUGCAUCACUCUCGGAGCAACUUCAAGAUACAUUCGAGGAAAUCAUCUCAAGCAAGAGGUCGUCUGCGGUUCCCCCGGGUUUCUGUUUGAAGCUUUGGCAUUGAUUGAUCUGUACUGUUAUGCAAAUAGGUAACUUGGGAUGAAGGAUCCUAAUUUUAGGGUUGCCCAUUAUUUUUGACCUUGAAACCAAUUGGAAGGUUUCGGUCAUACUAAUUCUUUUGGAUCUGUAGGACAUUCCUGUACCUUAAUUCUUGUUAUUAUUAUUAACAGGCAUUCUUCCAUUGAUAAGUUAACAACAUUUGUCUCUCAUUUAUAAAUUUAUGAUAAUUUCUUGUUCCAUUA